Tachyglossus aculeatus (Australian echidna) is the source of this 702-nucleotide messenger RNA. It is a transcript of the gene PAIP2, whose product is annotated as poly(A) binding protein interacting protein 2. NCBI's taxonomy places the organism in Eukaryota, Metazoa, Chordata, Mammalia, Monotremata, Tachyglossidae. Bases 149 to 523 code for a protein of 124 amino acids. The record is from RefSeq and is a predicted model, not a curated record. Gene Ontology annotation, cellular component: cytoplasm. Gene Ontology annotation, molecular function: mRNA regulatory element binding translation repressor activity. Gene Ontology annotation, biological process: negative regulation of translational initiation. The transcript is spliced from 4 exons.
GUGCGAGUGUUUGUUUGGACUGGGGCAAGGGAGGCGCGCAUAAAGCGGGGAGGAAGCGGCGCCGGCUGUGGACGUCCGCGCAGGCGAGCAGGGCCCUGUGGUGCCGUUCCCGCUGUCUGCACUGGGUUCCCCGAAAUAGGCGGCAGCCAUGAAAGACCCGAGCCGCAGCAGCGCCAGCCCGAGUAUCAUCAACGAGGAUGUGAUCAUCAACGGCCAUGCUCACGAAGAUGACAACCCGUUUGCCGAGUACAUGUGGAUGGAGAACGAAGAGGAGUUCAACAGACAAAUCGAGGAGGAGUUGUGGGAAGAAGAGUUUAUUGAGCGCUGUUUCCAGGAGAUGCUGGAAGAGGAAGAAGAGCAUGAGUGGUUUAUCCCCGCUCGAGACCUUCCCCAGACGGUGGACCAGAUCCAGGACCAGCUCAGCGACCUCGUCAUCGGCGACGGCUCCUCACUGGAGGAUCUUGUGGUCAAGAGUAACCUGAACCCAAACGCAAAGGAGUUCGUUCCCGGGGUGAAGUAUUAGCCGUCCGAGGAGACGGGGCCUCUCUCGGUGGGCGUAGCACAAUUUCCACACUGUGAAGGCAGUAUUAGAAGACUUAAUUGUAAAAGCUCUCUCUUCUUGUCACUGUGUUACUUAUGCAUUGCCAAAGUUCUGUUAGUCCUGCAUGCUUAAUAAAAAGUGCUGAGACUGUUACGCUCAAA